Molecule: messenger RNA, 9109 nt
Organism: Etheostoma spectabile (orangethroat darter)
Lineage: Eukaryota; Metazoa; Chordata; Actinopteri; Perciformes; Percidae
Product: probable E3 ubiquitin-protein ligase HERC1
Molecular function (GO): protein binding
Source: RefSeq, a predicted model, not a curated record
UUAAUAUGAUGUUUAUUCAAUGUUUUCAGGACUGAUGGCUCCAGAGUGACAUGCCAUGGCUUUAAUGAUCCCCCCGGUGAAGCUCAAAUGGCUGGAGCACCUAAACAGCUCAUGGAUCACGGAGGACAGCGAGUCGAUAGCCACGGAGGGAGUCUCGGUGCUCUAUUCAAAGCUGCUGGCCAACAAAGAGGCUGUGCUGCUGCCGCAGGUGCUGUGUCUGAAAGGCCCCCAGCUUCCAGACUUUGAGCGUGAAUCCCUCUCUAGCGAGGCAGAGCACUACCUGGAUGCUCUACUCAGCAGCCAGUUGGCCUUGGCCAAGAUGGUCUGCUCGGACUCUCCCUUUGCCGGCCUGCGCAAACGUGUGCUGGUGCUCCAGCGCAUCUUCUACGCACUUUCCAACAAGUACCACGACAAGGGAAAGGUCAAGCAGCAGCAGCACUCCCCAGAGAACAACUUGGGUUCGGCUGACCUGCACUCUGUCAGCGAGCGGCCCCGCUCCAGCACCGAUGCCCUCAUUGAGAUGGGAGUCCGCACGGGCCUCAGCCUUCUUUUUGCUCUCCUGCGCCAGAGCUGGAUGACUCCUCCACCGAGCCCUGGUGGAGGUCCUGGGGGCAACAUAAACUUGUGUAAUGACGUCAUCCACACAGCUAUUGAUGUGGUUAGCUCCCUGCCACCCCUCUCUCUGGCCAACGAGAGCAAGAUCCCGCCAAUGGGCCUGGACUGCCUGGCCCAGGUCACCACUUUUCUGAAGGGGGUUACCAUGCCAAACUCUGGGGCAGAUAUUUUAGGGCGGCGGCUUGCCUCAGAGCUACUGCUAGGGCUGGCUUCCCAGAGAGGGUCCCUGCGCUACCUGCUGGAGUGGAUUGAGAUGGCCUUGGCUGCAUCAGCUGUGGUCAGUGCCAUGGAGGAUAAGGUGCUACAGAACCAAGAAGGGCUCAUCGGCUAUGAUUGUUUCAUGAACAUCCUCAUGCAGAUGAGACGGUCUUUGGGCUCCUCAGCAGAUCGCAGCCGGAGAGAACCCACACGGACCUCUGAUGGCUUGUGCUCACUGUAUGAGGCAGCACUCUGUCUUUUUGAAGAAGUAUGUCGAAUGGCAUCAGACUACUCUCGCACCUGUGAGCCGGACAGCAUACAGACGGGUGGCCCCGUGGUGUCUGAAACCUGUGAGGUGUACGUGUGGGGCAGUAACAGCAGCCACCAGCUAGUGGAGGGUACACAGGAGAAGAUCCUGCAGCCCAAGUUGGCCGCCAGCUUUGCCGAUGCACAAACAAUUGAAGCAGGCCAGUACUGCACUUUUGUGAUCUCAUCGGAUGGCUCCGUGAGGGCCUGCGGGAAGGGAAGCUACGGCCGCCUGGGCCUCGGGGACUCCAACAACCAAUCAACGCUCAAAAAGCUGACCUUUGAACCCCACCGUGCCAUUAAGAAGGUGUCGUCAUCCAAAGGCUCGGAUGGCCACACGCUAGCAUUCACCACAGAGGGUGAGGUGUUCAGCUGGGGUGACGGUGAUUAUGGCAAGCUGGGUCACGGCAACAGCUCAACACAGAAAUACCCCAAACUCAUCCAGGGGCCUCUACAAGGGAAGGUGGUGGUGUGUGUGUCUGCUGGCUACAGACACAGUGCUGCAGUCAGUGAGGAUGGAGAGCUGUACACAUGGGGUGAAGGAGAUUUUGUGAAUGCAGGUCAUGGUGACAGCAACAGCCGAAACAUUCCUACCCUGGUUAACAUCAGCAAUGUGGGCGAGGUGUCAUGUGGGAGCUCCCAUACUAUUGCACUGUCAAAGGAUGGACGCACCGUGUGGUCCUUUGGAGGAGGGGACAACGGUGAGAAACUAGGUCAUGGUGAUACCAAUCGAGUCUACAAGCCAAAAGUAGUGGAGGCCCUGCAAGGAAUGUUCAUCAGAAAAGUGUGUGCAGGAAGCCAGUCGUCUCUCGCCUUAACCUCCACCGGACAGGUGUAUGCUUGGGGCUGUGGUGCCUGCCUGGGGUGUGGUUCUUCUGAGGCCACAGCACUCAGACCCAAACUAAUCGAAGAGCUGGCUACCACCAGAGUGGUGGACAUCUCCAUAGGGGACAGUCACUGCCUGGCCUUGUCACAUGACAAUGAAGUAUAUGCAUGGGGCAACAACUCCAUGGGCCAGUGUGGCCAGGGGAACUCCACAGGGCCAAUCACCAAGCCCAAGGUUGUCGGCCUGGAUGGAGUGGCUAUUCAGCAGAUCUCAGCCGGCACUUCCCACAGCCUGGCAUGGACAGCCCUGCCCAGAGACAGGCAAGUGGUGGCUUGGCACAGGCCCUACUGUGUCGACCUCGAAGAAAGUACCUUCUCCCACUUGCGCUCCUUCCUUGAGCGCUACUGUGACGGCAUCAACAGUGAAGUUCCUCUUCCGUUCCCCUCAUCCAGGGAGCAUCAUAACUUCCUCAAGCUGUGCCUUCGGCUUUUGUCCAAUCAUCUGGCUCUGGCUCUGGCCGGGGGCGUGGCCACCAGUAUUUUAGGUCGGCAGGCAAGGCCCCUGAGGAUGCUCUUCAGACUGAUGGACUCCUCCGUGCCAGAUGAGAUUCAGGAGGCGGUGAUUGAGACUCUGUCAGUGGGGGCCACCAUGCUGCUCCCUCCAUUGAGAGAGAGGAUGGAGCUUCUUCACUCCUUGCUGCCUCAGGGCCCUGACAGAUGGGAGAAUCUCUCCAAAGGACAGAGGAUGCAGCUCGACAUUAUCCUGACGAGUCUCCAGGACCACACCCACGUGGCCUCACUCCUGGGUUACAGCUCUCCUGCUGAUGGCCCUGAGGUACUUUCUUCUGGCCCGAGCUUCACAGCUUCCCCAGACCCCACAUACAGCACCACAGCAGGCCACCCUGACACCCACCUGGCUGAGAUCCUAAUGAAGACGCUGCUCAGGAACCUGGGCUUUUAUACUGAUCAGGCGUUUGGUGAACUAGAGAAGAACAGUGAUAAGCUGCAGCAGGGCCUGUCCUCGUCGGACAGCAGCCAACCAGCUCACCUCCACCAACUGCUGUGCUCUCUGCAGAAGCAGCUGUUAGCGUACUGCCACAUUAACUCUGUCACUGAGAACUCCAGCAGUGUGGCUUUACUCCACAAGCAUCUGCAGCUCCUGCUGCCUCACGCCACAGAUAUCUUCUCUCGCUCGGCUGCUCUGAUAAAAGAGAGUUCCUGGAACGGAAGCAUACGAGAGAAGCUACAAGAUGUGAUCUACGUGUCAGCGGCAGGCAGCAUGCUGUGCCAGAUAACCAACUCCCUGCUGCUGCUUCCAGUGUCGGUGGCGAGGCCUCUGCUCAGCCACCUGCUGGAUCUGCUGCCUCCUCUGGACCGCCUCAACAGGCUGCUGCCUGCAGCUUCCCCUCUGGAGGACCAGGAGCUGCAGUGGCCUCUUCAUGGUACCUCUGACUUUGCCGAGCCAGCGUCGGGGAUGUCCCUGCCACAGCCGGCCCUUUCCUGGGUGUGGCUCGUGGAUCUGGAGAGGACUGUUGCCCUGCUGGUGGGCCGUUGCCUCGGUGGGAUGCUGCAAGGAGCUCCCACCUCACUGGAGGAACAGGAUACUGGUUACUGGCUCAAAACGCCCCUCUUCAGCAAUGGCUUGGAAAUGGAUAUCCCACAGCUUGACACCUGCAUCAGCUCAUUACUGGAAGCAGCACUGUCCGGUAACGAAGAGCAGAAGCCCUUUGACUGCACACUGCGUCCUGACUUGAGCCUCCUGGUGGAUUUAGCUCUGUGUUCCUCUAAAGAACCGGCCAACAGCCUCUGGAUCAACAUGCAGGACUACGCCAUGAGCAAAGACUGGGACAAUGCGUCUCUCAGUAAUGAGUCCCUGUUGGACACCGUGUCCAGGUUUGCUUUAGCAGCCUUAUUGAAGCACACAGGGCUGCUGGGCCAAGCCUGUGGAGAGGGCAGGUACCAACCAUCUAAGGCCCUUGCAGAGGUGUAUCGCUGUGUUUACAAGGUACGAAACCGCCUGCUGGCUUGUAAGAAUAUGGACUUCAUCCAGACGAGAUCCUCUUCGCGUGAGAGGAGAAUUUCAGACAAUCAGGACUCUCUGGACAUGGACCCUCAGGAGCACUCGUUCACACGCACCAUCGACGAGGAGGCAGAGCUGGAAGAGAGAGUCGACCGCGAGAGAGAGGAGGGCCAUCAGGAGCAAGACGACGAAGAGGAAGACCGGGAACACGAAGUUAUGACGGCUGGAAAAAUCUUUCAAUGUUUCCUCUCAGCGCGGGAGGUAGCUCGCAGUCGGGAUAGAGAGCGAGCCAGCAGCAGCACAGGCCUGGGCUCUGGCUCUGUUUCUAGGAGCGGAGGAGGAGGCGGAGAGGAGGACGCCAUUCUGUCUCAGGAGGGGAGGAGGGGCAGUACAGGUCUCGCAGAGGGCCAGGACCUGUACACAGCAGCCUGUAACUCUGUGAUCCACCGCUGUGCCAUGCUGUUGCUGGGGGUAAGCCCCGUUCUGGGUGAGAUGACCAAGCAGAAUCAGGAAGAGGGCCAGACCCAGUCAGCCACUGGAACACAGGAGUGUCUGAGCUUCAUGACCAGGAGUGAGAGUCUGAGUGCAGAGAGCCGCUCGGUGCAGAGCAGCCCGAGUUACAGGCUGAUCAAGUCCAGGAGCGAGUCUGACCUCUCUCAGCCCGAGUCAGACGAAGAGGGAUACACUCUGAGUGGGAGGAGAAAUGUUGACCUGGACUUGGCUUUCUCUCACAAAAAGAGAGGCUUACUUCAAAGCUCGCCAGACUCCCUGGCUGAGUCCUGGUUCCGGGCCAAACUCAGCCGCCAGAGGACCUACAGCUCAGCACACUCCUAUGAAGACUCCGAGUUGGACCUGUGCCGCACACUGGGCAUCCAUGCUCUCAUUGACAACAUGGUUAGCUUCAUCAGUGGCGAUUUGGGCCUGGCACCGGCCUUCAAGGAGCCGGAAGAAAGUAUGUCCACCAGCCCACAGGCAACUAUCCUGGCCAUGGAACAGCAACAGAGCAGAGGAGAGCUGCGGUUGGAGGCACUCCACCAGAUUGUGGUGUUGAUCUCUGGAAUGGAGGAGAAGGGCAGUCAGCCGGGGAAUGCAGAUCGAUCCAGCAGUGCCUUCCAGUCCUCCUCCCUGCUCACCUCCGUCAGGUUGCAGUUCCUGGCAGGAUGUUUUGGCCUCGGCACCGUGGGGACUGGAGGGCUGAAGAGAGAGAGCGUGCAGCUACAUCACUAUCAGGAUGGUGUCAGAGCAGCUAAGAGGAGCCUCCAGAUGGAAAUCCAGACAGCCGUUCAUAAGAUCUACCAGCAACUGUCUGUCACCUGGAGAGGGCACUGCAGGCAACACAAGCACCACAUAGAAGCCCAGCAGCGCCUCCUGCUGGUGACUGUGUUUGCACUGAGUGUUCGCUACCAGCCAGUGGACGUCUCCCUGGCCAUCUCCAGUGGCCUGCUCAACGUGCUCUCCCAGCUCUGCGGGACAGAGACGAUGCUGGGGCAGCCCCUCCAGCUCCUGCAGAAACCCGGAGUGUCUCAGCUCAGCACCGCCCUUAAGGUGGCCUCCACCCGCCUGCUGCAAAUACUGGCCAUCAGCACUGGCACGUAUGCAGACAAGUUAAGUCCCAAAGUUGUCCAGUCGCUGCUGGACCUGCUCUGCAGUCAGCUGAAGAACCUGCUGUCUCAGGCAGGAGUUAGUCUUCUAUCGUCUGGAAAAGACCAGGAAGACAACAAACAGGAGGACAGCGCGGACUCUGAAAAGAAAGACUUCAGAGCGUUGGUACGUAAGCAGCAUACUGCUGAGCUUCACCUUGGAGACUUCCUCGUCUUCCUCAGGAGAGUGGUGUCCUCCAAGGCCAUCCAGUCCAAGAUGGCUUCCCCUAAAUGGACUGAGGUGCUGCUUAACAUCGCUGCACAGAAAUGCUGCUCAGGGGUCCCUCUGGUGGGAAACUUGAGAACUCGGCUCCUAGCUCUUCAUGUGUUGGAAGCUGUCCUGCCUGCCUGUGAGGCCAAUAUGGAGGAUGACCAAAUGACACAGGUUGUUAAGCGGCUGUUCUCCCUGUUGUCUGACUGCAUGUGGGAAGCUCCCAUUGCUCAAGCCAAACACUCAAUCCAGAUUAGAGAAAAAGUUCAGGAACUUAAACUACAGGGAGAGGCGGAGGAGGAGGACGAGAACCUUCCCAUUCAGGAAGUGUCCUUUGACCCAGAGAAGGCUCAGUGUUGUGUGGUAGAAAAUGGCCAGGGGCUGACGCACGGCAGUGGGGGUAAAGGCUAUGGCCUGGCCUCUACUGGUAUCUCCUCUGGAUGCUAUCAGUGGAAGUUUUACAUCGUGAAGGAGAACCGAGGCAAUGAGGGUACGUGUGUAGGCGUUUCACGAUGGCCCGUGCAUGACUUCAACCACCGCACCACGUCGGAUAUGUGGCUGUACCGAGCAUACAGCGGAAACCUGUAUCACAACGGGGAGCAAACGCUGACACUCAGCAGCUUCACGCAGGGAGACUUCAUCACCUGUGUCAUGGACAUGGAGGCCAGGACUAUCUCUUUUGGCAAGAACGGGGAGGAACCAAAGUUAGCCUUUGAAGACGUUGACGCCACGGAGCUUUAUCCCUGUGUGAUGUUUUACAGCAGUAACCCAGGAGAGAAGGUUAAGAUCUGUGACAUGCAAAUGAGGGGAACACCUCGAGACCUCUUACCUGGUGACCCAGUCUGCAGCCCCAUGGCCACUGUCCUGGCCGAGGCCACCACUCAGCUGAUCCGUAUCUUACAUCGCACUGACCACUGGACCCAUCGCAUCAACAAGACCAUGAUCGAGCGGCUUCACAAAAUCAAACCCUGCUUCAGAGAGUCCGCCAGUGCAUCUGGCAGCGGUGGGGGUCAGAGGCUGAAAAAGAGUCGCUCGGUGCAGAGCCGCGAGGAGCACGACGCCCAAAAAGAAAACCAAGAAACACCAGUGAGAACAGAGGAGGAGAGGGGACGCCAUGGACGGCAGCAUGGCUUGGGCGAGCUGUCAGAGCACCACCUUAGGACACUCUGUACAGAAGUUUGGCCGGUUCUGGCGGUGAUCGGGGGGGCGGAUGCAGGCCUACGUGUAGGUGGGCGUUGCGUGCACAAGCAGACCGGGAGGCAUGCUACUCUGCUGGGUGUGGUGAAGGAAGGCAGCACCUCAGCCAAGGUGCAGUGGGACGAGGCCGAGAUCACCAUCAGCUUCCCAACUUUCUGGUCGCCUAGUGACACUCCACUAUACAACCUGGAACCCUGCGAGCCGCUGCCCUUUGACGUGGCGUGUUUCCGUGGCCUCACCGCCUCGUUGCUGUUGGACCUCACCUACCUUACCAGCAUCCACGAGGAAACCGCCGUUAAGCUCAGCGCACGACGCCACGACAAGAAGCAUCGCAACGCAGCCUCGACCGGGCACGAGCCGACCAGUAACGAAGAAAAGACGGACAAUGAGGGGCACAACCGUAAUGAUCAAAAGGAUAACACUGGAGCCUCGCCUGGAGCAGCUCCAAGCACCACGACCUCUGACCUGCGGGUGUCCCACAGUCUGGAUGAGAUGAAAGCACAUGCGGCACCCAACUCAAAGUCCGAGAAUGAGAUCUCAUCUGUGGUUAGCGGAGGUGUAGGCGGAAAUGAGACCCUUUUCACUGCAGCUCCUCAUGCCCCUGCUGAGGGGAACAGGAAGAAAGGGCACGAGCAUGGCUCCCGCAGUCAUGAGCCUUCUCCUUCCUCCAUUGCCACUCAGUCGGAAAUCCACGCUGUGCAGCUGUCCUACCUCUACCUGGGAGCCAUGAAGACCCUCAGCGCCCUGCUUAGCUGUAGCAAGUAUGCUGAGCUGCUGCUUAUACCAAAGGUGUUACCUGAAGUAGCACCCAGCGGGCACAAUGCUGAUCUAAAUGCCAGCACCAGUGGAAGCACCGCUGCCACCUCGCCAGUAUGCCAGGAAGAAGUGGAGAUGCGGGCGGCUCUGCAGUUUCUAAUGCGCCAUAUGGUAAAGCGGGCAGUGAUGCGCUCCCCCAUUAAGCGGGCCUUGGGCCUGGCAGACCUGGAGAGGGCACAGGCCAUGAUCUACAAACUGGUCGUGAAUGGGUUGUUGGAGGAGCACAGUGGAGGAAAGGCCAAGCCAGGAGUGAGAAGUGAACCAGAAGGUGAGGGGGAAGGUAUAGAGGGUGAGCAGUUGGCACAAACCCCAGUCACAACCAGCCCCUCUGCCUCCAGCACCACCUCUUUCAUGAGUUCCUCGCUGGAGGACACCACCACUGCCACCACACCUGUCACAGACACCGAGACUGUCCCUGCCUCGGAGUCUCCGGGGGUCAUGCCUCUCAGCCUCCUCAGGCAAAUGUUCUCAAGCUACCCGACUACUACCCUGGUUCCAACCCGUCGAGCUCAGACCCCUCCGGUGUCUUCUCUGCCAACCUCUCCCUCGGAUGAGGUCGGCCGCCGGCAGAGUCUCACGUCUCCUGACUCCCAGACCUCCAGACCACAAAACAGAACGGGUACCUCUAUGUCAGACCCCAGCAGCAGGCUGUCGACAUCCCCCCCUCCUCCUGCCAUCGCUGUGCCCUUACUGGAGAUGGGCUUCUCCCUGCGCCAGAUCACCAAAGCUCUGGAAGCCACCGGCGCUCGAGGAGAAGCAGACGCUCAGAACAUCACGGUGCUGGCCAUGUGGAUGAUCGAGCAUCCAGGUACAGAGGAUGAGCACGACGAGCCUCACACCAGAGGCAGCGGUGUUGGGGGUGAUGGGUCUGAUUCAUCCUGUCCGGGUGCAACAGCCUCUGCUGGAGGCAAAUCUCUGGACAGGAGCCCGUAUCUGUGCUCGCCUGGAGACAUCGCCAGUGCAGAUACUUCAGAAAUGGAGGAGGGCUUCAUCGAGAGUCCGGAUGGUCUGGAGCAGGACAGUGCUUCAGCCUCCAGCGGGGGUCCACUCAGAGGCCGCUCUGCUGUCGGCAGGAAACACCGCUUUGACCUGGCUGCUCGCACGCUUUUAGCCCGCGCUGCUGGACUGUUACCGCUCGGUGCAGGCUCACCAAGCCAGUCGCGUCGGGAGGUCUCAUCCCUCCAACAGCAGCAAGAUCCGGGAGCCCUGUACGAUUUCAACCUGGAUGAAGAGCUGGAGAUGGACCUGGACGAGGAGACCAUGGAGGCCAUGUUUGGCCAG